AAAUUCUAAUAUUAUUGUCAAUAUUACUUGUUUCAAUAUCAAUUAUUCAUCAAUAUAUUAAAUAAAAUACAGUUGAAAAGACUAAUAUUUAUGUAGCAUGAACUCCUACCAAACAAAAAACUAGUUACAUAUCUAAUUAUUUUGGUGGCCUAAGCUAACUGAUCUGAGCAUUCUGAGUCCCUCGACAAUGCUGGACUGUUGUUGCUGUUGUUGCUGCUGUUACAUAGAUGCUGGUACAAUCUGCAAACAUAACCAAUAUCAAAGUGAAAAUGUUAUCAACCCCAAUAGCUAUAAGUUUGCUGCAGAGAUACAGUGAAGCGAACUUACAAAAGAAAUGCAUAUGAGACCAAAUAACUAAAUAUCAUAAGCUUCUCAUCUUCUAAGAACACAAUAGUACUGCAUUACACAGUAGGAUUGCUACCUGUAACAAUUACCAAAUUUUUUGCAGAGCAUUAUAGCUUACAAAGAUUUCUGUACCAAAGAGCAAAAGCAAUCAGAAUUCAGAAACCACAAAAAAUGCAGCGGCUUCAAGGACACAUUUUUAUAAGUUUCAAAUCUAGGCUUGGUAACACAAAUCAGUCAUGAAACUGUAGUUCAAGUAAAAGUGAGACUCAACAAACUACAGAUACACAAUCCCAAAAACUAGCAGCCACUGAAUCAUCCCAAAAAUCAGUUGUGAAACUAUAAUUUAAGUAGUGGCAUGGUUUAUCAUUAGAACCACAACUCACAAAUAGUUUAUCAUAAGAACCACAACCGACGAUAGAUCCAUGAAUGCUGAAAGAAUGCACAUUUUUAUUAUCUUACAAACCAGAAUAAUUUUCUUACUUCCCACUAAUACAAAAAUUACAUAUAGUUAUAAGGUUGAACAACUUUCAAUUACAACUUUCUUAAGUUUCACUGGUGGAAAGAGCUACAAAGCUGACACCUGCAACACAAAGAAGGGAACAGUAGAAAGAAGAUGAUCAUGUUUCAACUAAAAUGCAGUACUUAGUUUCAAGACUAGCUAGGACUUACGUUUAUUCGCAGAAAUGAGCGUGUGAACAAGUUAAAUUAAGCAUCAAAGCACAUAAGACAAAACACUAGUUGGUAAUCUUUUCAAGUAAGAAUGUCAAUUGUCAUAGUCAAAUCAAUCCAUAGUUGUAAUGCUCAAACGCCAUUACAAGAAAGUUCCAGAUAUCAAAUUAAACAGAAAAGUAAUAAAAAUACUACAUAUCUAAGAGCUUGGAUAGUAACUUGUACCAUUGCAACUUUUUCAGUGAGCGAUUAGAUAAGUACAUGCAGUGCAGUAUUAAUCUGAACAAGAAAACAAAAAGAAAGAAGCUUGAAUCAAUUACCAGCAAAACAGAGCAAUCAGUAAUGCAUCUCAAUUACUGCCAAUUGAGAAAUCAUAAAAGGAGUUGGUCAUCUAUUCUUACUUGGCUGUCUGUCUAGGAUGGAUUAACUAGAGUUUAUUACUGAUUUACAAAGAUGACUUAUGCUACGCCGUAGUUAUAAAGGUUACCCUAGCCAUUUUCCUUCUUCACUAUGUUGGAACAGGCAUUGGUUUAGUGAUUUGUUCUCGUGGGGUUACCUAGCUACAAGAAACCAAUAGACAAAACAUUACAAUUACACCAAACGACCAUUUUCAGUAUAAGAAAAAGCAUUACCUUAGGUUGUUCUCUACUAGUGAAAGCAAAAGGUAAUUUGCAAAAUAACAAAAGAAAAACAAGCAUGAUAUUGAUAUCGAUUAUAUGUGUCCUGCAAAAUAAAAGGAGGAAAAACAAGCUUGAUAUUCAAACCCUAAACUUUAUAGCUGCGCCACGACAAAGAAAACGCAGAAGCUUGAUUAUACCUACUGGCAUUGGUGGAAAAUCUCCAUCCAAACACCUAAUGGAAACCCUUCGGGUGCAAAUAAUGUUGAUUGUUGUUACCUACAAGAGCUCUCACAAUUGGUGCUACCCAUGUACUGCUACUCUGGGGGAAGAUAGACCAUAAAAGCAACUGGUGCUAUCAUUGGCCACAUCAAUGCAGCAUAUCCAGAGGAAAAGGCCCCCGGGUUGAACCAAGCACAAGAGACAUAGGCCACCAUUUUGAGGCCACCAAGUAAUCAAUUAGAACUAUAAUAAGCGAAACACUUUUUGUGGCCACUAAUUAAUCAAUCCCAAACUUCUAAAAACAGUUAAGGGUUGAAGGCAUCGCACCAAACGGAGAGAGGGUUUUGGGGAUGGUGAUGAGCAACGGUGGUGGUGAGAGACCUGAAGUCAGCUUGAAGCGGCGAGGAGGUGCGGGCGGUUUGCUGGGUCCAAAAGAGGGGUGGACAGAACCCUUCCUCUGCUUGAAAGGCCUCCAAGAAAAUCAACCCCCUAGGUUGCGGUAACUGGAAAGGUUCAGAGCAUGUAGAGAGGUGAAGCACGCCAGGAUGGACGGUGACGAAGAAGCGAACUGACGGGCGGGAACAAGGAAAGAUCUGGAGAGGGAUAUCGGGAAAAUUUAAGAUCUGAAGAGGUAGAAACUAGAGAUGGUGGCUGGGGAGCCGAGGAUUGCGUGUCAAAUUAGAGUCGCCUGAAAUGGAGUGCGGUAGUGAAAGGGUAAGAGGGUUUCUAAAGAGAUAGGCAAUCGACGAUUGAGAAGAGGCCGAAGCGAUGGCGAGAACAAACAAAGUGGUGGCCGAUGGGGAAUCGACAGGGGAGAAGGGGAGGAAACAAAACUAAACUGAUCGAUUUAUUUUUUUUCUUUUUGAAAUAGAGUUUGCUUUGAUUGUAGAGGCAACCAUUAAUUGUUUCAUUUUUGGGGGAAAUUGUGAAACUGAAAAGGAAAGAAGGCACGUCAAUUUGGGGAAGUUUUGGAGCCAAACAAAAUUUGACGGCCAAAAGUCCAAAAAGUAUUCCCUCCAAAGAGAAUUUUGGAGGCAAAUGAAAUUUUCCCUCUUCAAAUUUGGGGAAAGUUUUUUCAAGUCUACAUUGUUCACGGAAACAAAAAUUAAUCACGGGAAAUAAAAAUUAGAAAAUAAACAAAUUAAUUCCCGUGACAAUAAAUAUAUAAUUAAUUACGGUAAAUUUUCCUGUGAUGGUUAGUAUACUUCUUAGUAUGGUAACAGUUCCCGUGAAUAAGAUUCUGUGACUGAAAACUAAUUUUCCUGUAGUGUAACUCAUUUCUACACACUAUAUUUUUAUGUUUUACCAUGUAUUGUUGAUGAAAGUUUAGAAAUGAGAGGUAGAUGUGAUGGAAUUUGGUUCAUAAACUUGUGAUUCUAGCGGGGACGGAGCCAGCUUGUUGGCAAGGGUCCCCCGAUUUAAAAAUCUUUGUAAAUUGCAUGUAGACAAAUGAUGAUCGAGGUUGCAGACUAAGUGGUAAGUAUGUUGACUUAACCUACACAAAUCUGAGCGGGAGGUCAGCAGUUCCACCUGCAGUCAUGUUAAUUGUUUUGAAUGUUUGACAUAUAUAAACUUAAUUUUUAUAAAUACAUCUAAAAACAUCAUAACUCUUUGAAAAAUGAAUUCUUCAUUACAUUUUAGUAAAAAGAAACAUAUUACUCUAAUCCAUAAACAUAUUAGUGACUUGGAUUUUAGAGAUCAAAAGCGUAAAUUGGUUAAUUAUUCGUUGAAAUAAAUCUGUAAACAAAAUUCCAUAAAUUGGUUAUUUAUUGAGUUUUUAAGAAUUUACAUGCGCAUUUUUUAAUUAUGUCAUUGGGGGUGGGGGGGGGGGGGCGAAUUCAGCCCCUAAAUUCAAAUCCUGGCUCCGUCCCUGGAUUCUUGGUGAGUGAGAGAUAUUAUGCUACGUUUAUAUCUAACGCUCAGGAAUGCCUAAGUGAUGCCUAAGCAUGCUAGGAGCGAGAUAGAGUCUGAAUGCUCACCUUAUGCCUCAUGCUUUCUUGAACCUUGGGCAUGACUAAACACAUUUAUAAAAGUUUUGAGUGUUU
Linum trigynum is the source of this 3898-nucleotide messenger RNA. The record is from the annotation of a GenBank genome assembly. Lineage: Eukaryota; Viridiplantae; Streptophyta; Magnoliopsida; Malpighiales; Linaceae.